Messenger RNA from Hippocampus zosterae (dwarf seahorse), 3695 nucleotides. Its product is annotated as myogenesis-regulating glycosidase-like. The coding region runs from base 140 to 2221 and encodes 693 amino acids. The transcript has 8 exons. Gene Ontology annotation, molecular function: hydrolase activity, hydrolyzing O-glycosyl compounds. The record is from RefSeq and is a predicted model, not a curated record. NCBI's taxonomy places the organism in Eukaryota, Metazoa, Chordata, Actinopteri, Syngnathiformes, Syngnathidae. Gene Ontology annotation, biological process: carbohydrate metabolic process; skeletal muscle fiber development.
CACGGAGCUGCAGUGCUGCACCUGCGCAACGCUUCGCGGGUCUGUGCUGGAAGUAAAACGACAUUGGGGACAAGUUGGAACCAUCCGACAUGAAGACAUUACCAAGGACAGGAAGCUCCUCAUUUACAUAAAGUUUAGUAUGUACCAGAUCGUUCCAGUGGCCCCAGGGGAGCAGCACCUGUCCGAUGAGACCGGGGGCUCCCCGCUAAAAAAGCGAGGAAAUCAGGAAGCCCGGCCCUUGGUCAUAGCAAGCGUUUUGGGCUGUGUGUUGGUUCUGGCUGCCGUGGUGGCCUGGUGCUACUACUCGGCAUCUCUGCGCAAAGCCCAGCUCAUGAAGACGGAGCUGCUAGAUCUCAACAAGGAUGGUUUUGUAAUUCGGAACCAAGCAGGCACUAUUAUAUUCACCAUGACCUUCAGGUCCUCCACACUGGAUUUAGACUCAUGCUCCAAUGAGGAAAAUAUGCUAAGCUGCACUGAGUCAGAUGCCGGCAAGAUCAACUUUUUUAUCCACACGGUUCGGCUGAAGGACACAGUGAUGUGUUACCGCGUGCGCUGGGAGCCUCUGCAAGAUAAGCGCACUGUGGAACACGCCAUGGCUUGUAAUGGCUCUCACUGGUACGGAGGGGCAGAAUCGGCCACCCAGCACUGGCCGAUCAGCAUCGAGGGCGAGCAGGAACCGCAGCCUUUCAUCACGAGCGACAUCUACUCAAACCGGAAUGCCUUUGGGGGGAUUCUAGAACGCUACUGGCUCUCGUCUAAGGCUGUGGCCAUUAAAAUCAAUGAUUCUGUACCGUUUCAUUUGGGCUGGUCUGAGAAGGACAUGACGCUUCACUUCCAGGCCCGAUACCAAGAUUCUCCAUUCAAACCACUGGAUGGACAGCGGGCCUCACCAGAACUCAGCUACCGAGUGUGUGUGGGUUCAGAUGUCACCUCAAUUCAUAAAUACAUGGUGCGCCGCUAUUUCCCAAAGCCGGUCAAGGUUCCUUCUGUUGAGGUGUUCAAGCACCCGGUGUGGUCCACUUGGGCUCUGUACAAGACGUCUAUCACCCAAGAGAAGUUACUGCAGUAUGCCUCCGACAUCACCAAACAUGGCUUCACCUGCUCUCACCUGGAGCUCGACGACCGCUACACCGCCGACUACGGCGAGUUUGAUUUCGACCCCCAGAAGUUCCCCAAUGCCAGCGGCAUGUUCGACACGCUCCGACAGGACGGCUUUCAAGUGACGCUCUGGACUCAUCCUUUCAUCAACUAUGACUCCAUCAACUUUGGCGUUGCCAUUCACGAUGGACUGUUUGUGCGUGAGCCCGGCGGUGAGCUGCCAGCUCUCGUUCGCUGGUGGAACGGCAUCGGCGGAAUCUUGGACUUUACCAACCCAGAUGCCCGCAACUGGUAUUUGGGCCAACUGACCAAGCUCAAAGCACACUAUGGCGUGACCUCCUUUAAGUUUGAUGCAGGAGAGACAAGCUAUCUCCCUCAACAGUUUAGCACCCUAAUCCCGCUGACCGACCCCUCCACCUUCACCCGCCGCUACACAGAGAUGGCCAUACCGUUUAGUGAGCGGGCCGAGCUGAGGGUGGGCUACCAGAGUCAGAACAUCUCCUGUUUCUACAGGAUCAUUGACAGGGACUCGGUGUGGGGUUACGAGCUCGGCCUGAAGUCCAUCAUUCCCACUGUUCUGACGAUCAGCAUCCUGGGGUACCAGUUUGUACUGCCCGAUAUGAUCGGCGGGAAUGCGUACCCUGACCACAUGACAGGAUCGAAAAAAGACGGGUAUGACCUGCCUGACAGAGAGCUGUACAUCAGAUGGUUGGAGCUGUCUGCAUUUAUGCCUGCUAUGCAGUUUUCGAUACCACCAUGGUUCUAUGACGAUGAAGUGGUGGACAUAGCGCGAAAGUUCACAAAACUCCACGAGACCCUGGUAGCCCCCAGGGUUCUAGAGCUGGCCCACGAGGUGCUGAGCACAGGAGAUCCCAUCAUCAGGCCCCUCUGGUGGAUCGCCAACGACGAUGAGGCGGCUUAUAAGGUCGACUCCCAGUUUCUGAUUGGGGAUGACCUGAUGGUGGCUCCCGUGUUGGAACCAGGCAAGCAGGAACGGGACAUCUACUUGCCUGCGGGAAGGUGGAGAAGCUACAAGGGAGAACAUUUUGUUAAGGGGCCCAAGUACCUCACCGACUACCCUGUUGAUCUGGAUGAGAUUGCCUACUUUACAUGGGUGCACUGAACUUAUGCAAGCAUUCGGACGGGCCUUCCCAUGCUGUUUGUUUCCAGGUAAAUGUGUCCAUGAACACGUGCCAAAUAAAAGCAGCAGUUUUGACAUGACUGCGCUGCCAGCAAUACGACUGUGGAGAAUAAUAGUUUCACUAUUUUGUCACCUCCUUAAAGUGAUGGCCUAAGUCAUUUUGACAAAAUAUUUAUUUGUCUUCAUCUCCUCAUGAAUGAUGCUGGCCACCCCUGCUAAAGUCGGCUACUUCCUUAGUUAAACAGAUCAUUCAAUUUUACUCUUGAAAUAAAAUUAUUAACCGUUUCAUGCACCCUGUAAACCGAUAACAUGAUAAGCUUGCCCCUGUAGUAACCGCUGUCCCUGAAAGGGUUAAUAAAUGUAAUAUACUGUAUUUUUCGGCAUACAAGUCUGAGGGAAAUUUAUUCUACAAAAACAGUAAGAAUAUUACAGCCUGUAUUCGCACCCAAAAUCCCGUUUGGCUCAGUAGGAAUUUUUGAACACCCCCUAUUCAAUUUAAUCUUAUUCUGGAUUUAGGGUUCACUUCUAAUGAAAAAAACAAAACAAAAACAGACACAAACAAAAAUAUGUUGACUGCAGUGAACUAGUUCCAGUUGAACAAAACUUCCACGAACAACGGAAAAGUUUUUCAUUUAAAGUGGCUUAUCUGCCGCCUAUAACAUUUAACUAUAGGUACGAAACACUGAUUUAACAUGCAAGUCAACAGGCACUGGAAUUUAAUGGCUGCUGUACAUGCCUCGCACUGAUCUGCGCUCCAUUUGGACUGCUGCAUGCAGGUCUCAGCCAAAGACUGAAUGAAAUUCAAUUGUAUUGCUCCAUCCUUUUCUCAUGUGCCUUCCAGACAGUCGUAAACAAACUCUGAUCGUGUCAUUGCUGCAGUCAUCCACCCGGUCGGCGGAGGCUUCGUCUCCUUAAAUGCUAACGUACCGCACUGUAAGCUAACCAACGUGUGUCUUUAUCAUCAGUGUUGGCCACUGAACAAGUACUAAGUUCACCCUUUGACUUAAGUCAUUGAUUGAAUGAUGUUAAUUGCUCCAUGUACAGCACUUUGUAUACAGCAAUGGCUGUUUGAAAGUGCUCUAUAAAUACAGUUGAGUUGAGUUGAGAAAUGAAAGGUUAACUGUUGUUUUGCAUAAAUGUUUCAUGUGAUUUUCUUUUCGUAUUCCGCUCUACAUGUCAUCUCGUUUGUGGAUACUUUUAUGAAUGUACAGCAAAUGCACUAAAUAGGGGUUCUCAAAAUGGAUGGGUCGAGGCAUCCCUCGGAGAGGAGACUAUUCCCCCCCUCAAGGAUUUCUUGUUAAUCCGAACAGUGAAUAAAUUCCAAGGGAAAAAAAAGUAAUGUUACAAUGACAAAUUCCUGUUAGUUUCUUAGGGUGGAGGAAUUUCUGAGUACAGUUGUAUAUUUUUCAAGUUCUGUAAUUGCAUAUUUUCAAGUAAAAAGUUGCAACCUUGAAAA